Molecule: messenger RNA, 903 nt
Organism: Acanthosepion pharaonis
Lineage: Eukaryota; Metazoa; Mollusca; Cephalopoda; Sepiida; Sepiidae
Source: the annotation of a GenBank genome assembly
AUGUCUACUUGUCUUUGUUUGUUUGUUUGUUUGUUUCUUUCGUUCUUUGUUAGAAACAAAGAGACAAACAAACAAAGAAACAAACAUACUUUCUUUCUUUCUUAUCCCAGUAUUUUCAUCUCUCUCUCACUUUCUCUCUCUCUCUCUCUCUCUCUCUAUCUAUCUAUCUAUCUAUCUAUCUAUCUAUCUAUAUCUAUCUAUCCCGCCCUGGAUUUGUCUAUUUUUUCACAAUUUGUUCAUAUCUAUCUAUCUAUCUAUCUAUCUAUCUAUCUAUCUAUCUUAUUCCAGUCUUUUCAUAUCUAUCUAUCUAUCUAUCUAUCUAUCUAUCUCUAUCUUAUUCCAGUCUUUUCAUAUCUAUCUAUCUAUCUAUCUAUCUAUCUAUCUAUCUAUCUAUCUAUCUAUCUUAUUCCAGUCUUUUCAUAUCUAUCUAUCUAUCUAUCUAUCUAUCUAUCUAUCUAUCUAUCUUAUUCUAGUCUUUUCAUAUCUAUCUAUCUAUCUAUCUAUCUAUCUAUCUAUCUAUCUAUCUAUCCCAAUUAUCUUUUCAUAUCUAUCUAUCUAUCUAUCUAUCUAUCUAUCUAUCUAUCUAUCUAUCUCAGUCAAUUAAUCUCUCUCUCUCUCUCUCUCUCUCUCUCUCUCUCUCUCUCUCUCUGUCCAUUCUUUUUUUUUUUGUCAUUUUCGUUUUCAUUGUUUUUUUAUUUGAUUCUAUUUUUUUCAUUUUUUUCCACUAACUUUUAUUUGCUUUGGAUUUUUUAUAACAUUUUUAUUUUGCUUUUUUAUUUUUCAAAUCCCAUUCUUUCUUUUCUUUUCGUUUCUUUCUUUUUCACGAAAUUCGUGUUACUUCUUUUCUUUCAUUUUUUUUUCUCUUGCUAUUCGCUCUUUUCUUUUCUUCUUUAUUUCUCUUGA